This is a messenger RNA of Orbicella faveolata, 2106 nucleotides long. RefSeq lists its product as uncharacterized. The record is from RefSeq and is a predicted model, not a curated record. Lineage: Eukaryota; Metazoa; Cnidaria; Anthozoa; Scleractinia; Merulinidae.
GAUAUUGCCCCGCUGUGUAUACAAGAAAUUUCGGUGCGAAGACACUUUUUCACACAAACCCUCUGGGCUCAUACGUCAGUUGCAUCCAUCCGGCCACAUAAGCAAACCACUGAAUGACCACUGAAUAUAAAACCAAGAAAGCCUCUCAGCGGGCAGGGGGAGCCUUUAUUUUCGUAACAGUGAAAAAACAGUGAAAUACCGAGAAAAAUUCAUGCUUACCAAAGUAUCCCAAAGUAUAAAUAGCCUGCGAAUAGGCUCCCGGUAAGGACGGAAAAAAUUCGGCGAGCGAAGCGAGCCGACGAGUUAUUUACAGUCUACCUUUCUUUAAAGCAGGGCUAAGGAUGCCCAGAAAGCUGUGCAGUACGUUUUUCGUUCUCUUAAACCCGCGCGCAAUCUCGUUCCUCGAGUCUCGAAGACUCUGCGUAAUGAAGUCGAGGUUGACCCGCGCGGGAAAAGAGAGAGAUUCUCUUUUUCCCGCCUGGGUUCAACCGCUACUGAAUGGCGGAGGGAGUGGAGAGUUCAGGGACUGAGCAAGUGAGACUCUUUUCAGUCGCAGGUCAUUACAGGAUAGGGCGAUCGGCCGGCGACUACCGUGUAGCAUGAAAUUUUUGCGGGGACUUUAUUUUGCGGAUUGGCGAUUUUUUCAGGUUUGCGGGAACAAAUUUUUGCGGCUCCAAUUGACUGAAAUUUCCGCUGGGACCUAAUUUUUGCGGUUUCCUUUUCAAGCAGCGAGACAUCAGCAAGGAAGGAACUGUAAUAUCUUCAACUUUUAGUACUUUUUUAGGUAAAACAACAGUCUAUACUUCUCAGAUAUUUCAGUCAACAACAAGCCGGUCGUACAACAAAAGCUAACAAAGCAUUUCCGCUUACUGGAAAAGUAUUGACUUAACUUUUAUCGUUUCAGUUUGUUUGUAGCAAGCUCCGAAUUCUUUUUCUCAAUUCAAAUAUCAAAAUAAACUUUCUUUUCACCUCAAUGUAUGAUAAAUAGUAACACAAGUGGAUUAAAAGCCAUUUUUGAUAAUAUUAACGGGAGUAAAUUUUUGCGGUUUUUAAUUUUGCUGGUGUUUCUUUUUUUCUGCUGGAACUUAUUUUUGCGGAUCGAGUACCAUCUGCAAAAUCCGCAAAAAUUAAACACCGGUACCGCAAAAUUAAAGUGCUACACGGUAUACUGACGGCAAACUUAAGGGAUACAAAUCAUCAUCUUCAAAGUCAGGUAAAGGUAGGAAUAGCGGUUUCAGUCCGAUCCUAACGUGAUGUUCAUAAGCACUUUUUUCAACUUAUUUUGUUACAGUUUCCACCCAUAGCCUCAAUACCUCCUAAGGGCGUUGCAUUCCAUGAAGUGCAACCUCGUCCCCAGGGUCUUUUCCUCAGYGGCCAUUUUGAAAAGCGGAGAAGAUCCUGGGGACGAAGUUGAGACAAGUAUUAGGAAGACGCCUGGGGAGAUUGCCAAUACAUGCCAGUAUCUUGGCUAUAGGCAGCCGCGCGCUUUGUAAUUAUCUUUAGUUAGCGACAUCACAUAUACGACGUCACAAACGUAAAUGAUUGACGCGUUAUUGCCUUCAAAGCAAAUUGCCUUUGUGGUACGGUGAGAGUCACAGGAGAAAUUUAUUGAAAGCAAAACAUUACAAAAGGAACCUCAGUACUGAGAGCAUGGGAAAUUUGAAGACUUUCGUCUUGACUUGUCUAGGCGUGGGACUAGCCGCUGGAGCAGGCUUUUAUCUCUACAGGAAAUUUACCAGUAUAAAUGGAGAUGACCAAAACAAUGAAAACUCUGCUUCACAGAGUGCCGCACAGGAAGCAUUGGAGGAUGAUGAUCCUACAAAGGAAGACUUGGGUGAUGUUUCUAAAGACGACACAACCACGUUCUUUUCAAGUGAAACUCAGAUCGAGGUAGAACGGAUUAAGGAAGAUGCAUCAAGUCUGCAAAAUGGCGUCGAGAAACAACAAGAGGACGCCACACGAAAUCAAACCGAGAGUCAGAAAACCGCUGAGAAGAAACAUCGGACUAAGAAGUCAAAUUUUGGUGGAAUGAAGAAAGGAUUCCUUUUAUGAACUGAAAUGUUUCUCGGAAAAAAUGAAAGGAAAAAACAUAAAAAAACAUAAAAA